Messenger RNA from Ostreococcus tauri, 5517 nucleotides. RefSeq names its product Bestrophin/UPF0187. The coding region runs from base 1 to 5517 and encodes 1838 amino acids. Lineage: Eukaryota; Viridiplantae; Chlorophyta; Mamiellophyceae; Mamiellales; Bathycoccaceae. The record is from RefSeq and is a predicted model, not a curated record. Gene Ontology annotation, molecular function: chloride channel activity. The transcript has a single exon.
AUGGUGGCGCACCUGUCGAUUGCGUCGGUGUCGAGGGUGUCGCCGCAAGUCGUUCUCGCGGGCGUCGUCGGCGCUGGGGCGCAGUGGUUGAAGAUUUCUCGGUGCGACGCGAGCGAGCGGUACUCGACGACGUGUCGGUACGCGUUCGGGAUCGAAGCGCACGUCAUCGUGAGCGCGGUGUUGUCGUUUUUGUUGGUAUUUCGAGCGGUGCAGGCGUUCAGCCGGUAUGAGGACGGGAAGGAGGCGCUGGUGGAGAUGAAGGAGGCGCUGAGGAACGUCGCGGCGGUGGCGGAGUGCGAAUCAAAGUUGACGCGGCGAAAGUCGGCGUCUCACACAGAGAUUCGUCGAUUGUGUAACCUCGCGUACGCGUUUAUGCGACAGAGUUUAAGAGAAUCUCGGAUAGGGGUGCGCGAUCCGCGCGCGCGUGGAGUGAAAUUCGACGUCUCCACCCGUGCGAUGUUAGCAGACGACCGCGACGGCACGCCGAGCGUCGCCGAGCUCACUUCAGAUGAGGAGCGAGAAAAGUAUGCAAAACUGAGCGCUGAAAAUCGUCCGGAAGCGGCCGUGAUCGAUAUUUUAUGCCGACUCGAGGGCAGUGGCGUGCUGCACGAGCGCGCUGCGAUCGAGGGAUUUCGCGAGGCGCAGCGGGCGCUGAACGCCUAUCGACGCGCCUCGAUGAUCGUCGACACGCCGACGCCGACGCAGUACACGCACCUCAUUACGGUCACUCUGUUCUGCUUCAUUUUCUCGCUCCCGUUUGCGCUGUCCACGGUGACGGAUUGGCGAACGCCGCUCGUGUGCGCCAUGGUCGCGUGGUUGUUUUACGGCGUCAACGAAAUUGCGUGCGCACUCGAAAAUCCAUUCAAGUGGACGCUCCCAGCGCACCCACUCAACGUUUUCGGCCGGCGAAUUCAGCGAGAGAUGGACGCGUUCAGAGUGCGAGAAGACGCGACGGGCAUCGAUGAGGACGAUGGGUUACUCACGGUGGAUUCACUUAAUUACUCGAGGUGGCGCAGCAGACUUUGGUUCGUAACAGAUUGCUUCGCAUGGAGUGGCACGACGCUUCCGUUGAUUGUCAAGCAGAUAAUAUUUGCCGCGACCGUAGGAAUAAUCGCUCAGUGGAUGAAAGUCGAUAUCUGCGGCGACAACGUGACGGAUUCUUCGCAGUGCAUGGUAACGUUUGAUUUGUCGGCGCACAGCAUUUUGGCUAUACCUAUCUCAUUCUUACUCGUCACGAACACGGAUUGGGGUUACGAGAGGUUUGUUUCUUCAAAGACACUCAUCGUGGAUCUUCAAAAUGAGUUGCGUUCUUUGUUAAUGUGUGCAUGCAUUUUUACCGCGCCGAGAAACGAGAGUGACGGAGUGCAUUCCAUCAAACCAGACAUUUUGGAGAUCGAACGCAUGACGGGCGUCCUCUUCAGCUUGACUCGCAUCGUUGUUCGAGAGCUCGUGAGCAAAACCCCCAGCGGCGAUGUGGCUACUCUAAACGAUUGUCUGAGCACGGAUGAGUACGCUGGUGCGGCCUCACUGAAAACGUUGCUCACUGAUGACGAAAUCACAGAAGUGAAAUCACUACCCGCGAACGCGCUCGUGUCUUGGGCCGCCAUGAAGUUGAAUGCUCGCUUUGAUGCGAUGCGUCAAAAUGAAGAGAUUUCCGAUCGAUUCAGUGCAGAGGCAUACCGUCGCGUUUGUUCUUCGUUGAAACACGUUCAAGGACUCAUCCGUGUGACAACGACGCCGGUGCCGAAUCACUUUCAUCAUCUGCUGCGAAUGUCACUCUUCUUCUACGCCUUUAGUGCACCGUUUAUCUUCAGCGUUACCUACCAGUGGAUAACGAGUCUUCCAGCGAUGUUGAUUGCCCUUGGGUUUUACGGCGUCGUCGAAACGUCGAAGGGAAUGAUGGAACCGUUCAGCUGGUCCGGUCCAAGACACGAUCUCGGCCACAUCGGCACGUGCAUGCUGUCGCGUCAUGAGCGACUUCGUGCGCUCGCAUUACAUGCUCGAAGUGAGAUUGAUGAUUGGAACAAGCUCGAAGACGAGGCUGAAUCUUUGAAUCGUCAGCUAACGCCCUCUUCUAAGGUGAAGAAACCGAUUCGCACGCUGAUUUUGGAACGAUUCAAGCACGCAAUAUCAGAGAGAUCCCUCAGAUCCCGUCUGCUCCCAAACGAGUUCGACAGAGAAGCGGCGUCAGUGAAAAACAUACUCGCCAUGCGCAUAGGUUGGUUAACGAACGUUUUUAUUUUGCAGGGUACAGUCAUACCAGGGCUGUCCGUACAAAUUAUUCUAGCAGGCGCGAUCGCUCUAGCGGCGAACGGGUUGAAAAUUCGAGAAUGUGGCAACACUGUAUCGAAUGUGACGCAGUGCGCUUUCACGUUUGAUUCGAGCGCCCACGUGAUGAGUGGCGCUAUCAUCGGUUUUACGCUCAUUUUCCGGCUCGCUCUCUCGUACACGAGGUACUACGACGGCAAAGGAGCGCUAGGUCUGAUGGUAAACAGCAUCCGCUGCCUCAAUGUUGGUGUUAGCACUAUGCUGCGGUCGUCACGAAUUAACGCUACACCGAAUGUGUUGAAAGAAGUCGAUGAGGACGCGGCAGAAAUCAGGAGGUUAUCAAACGUGCUAAUGGGAUUCAUGAGACAGGCGAUUCGAGAACGGCGUCACGGUGUAGACCCUUCAUCCCUCACAAAGAAGGCACCGACAACGGAUGAGUACAUUGAGGACAUGUCAGGAUGGCCCUCGCUUUCACUUUUACUGAGUGACAAAGAAAAGGACGUCUACGCUAAAGCUGAUUACAGAGCUCGUAUCGGAAUUUGCGCUUCGAAGAUUAUCAGCAUCAUAGACGAGAGGCGAAGGCUCAAACAUAUUUCUGAUCGAAGUGCAUAUGAAAUGCUUGGGCACGUGGAAAACUGCAUCAGCGCAUGCGCAACUGCCGAGCGCCUUCUCGCCAGCUCAAUGCCCUUCGCAUUCUUGCACUUGAUGAACUUCGUGCUUUUUGUAUUUGUCAUGACGGCUCCGUUUGUGUUCGUCACAUCGUACAAAUGGCUCGCGCCGUUGCCGUCGAUGUUGGUUGCCGCAUCGCUGUUUGGAAUUGCAGAGGUGGGUAGUCUCUUGGACGAUCCUUUCGGUUGGUCAGAGCCGAAACACGAUUUGACUAAAGCUGGAUGGGCUUCGUACACAGAAACGCUCUCGAUUCACGAAAAAGCUGUGCGGACCUUCGGUGGACGAGAGGACACGACGCACUCGGGUGUCGACGCGUUGAUCUUGAGCGGAGCAGCGGUGCCGAACGCGUUGAAACAACCCACAGUAUUACAACAGGUUCGCCGCAAGCAUGGGGCUAACUCUGGCGCUUCAUAUUUCAGACAGCUUUUGAAGUUUAGGAACACUAUCUUCCCGCACGUUUGGCCCAUCAUGAGUGUCAUGCUCUUCUUUGGUAUAGGAGCUCAGGCUUACAAGCUAAGCACGUGCGGGAGCGGUGUCGCAGAACACAAUGAUUGCGAUACCACUUUCCACCCAGCGGCCGUCUCAAUCGUUGGAAGAAUGUGCAUGUUCGUUCUCGUUUACCGAUUCUUCUUCGCAUUCCGCGCGUUCCAGGAGGCGAAGACUGGUGUGUACGAUUUGAUGUGCGCCGUUCAAACACUUAACGUGCAAGUCUGCUCGCAUUUGCGAGAAUCAUCAUCCAGCAAGUCAUCCUGCGAUAAACCGAGUGAAGUCGUUCGGAACGCUCGAUAUUCUGUCUUACGUCUCAGUAACGCACUAUUCGCAGUCAUGAGGCAGAGUUUGUGGGGAGUUUCCGAACAUGGAUGCGCACAGCAAAAAGAUGCCGAGAUUCUCUUCCUCGACGCACAAGCAAACUCUCAUCUUGGUUCACUUCUCGAUGAGGACGGUACAACUGCCUAUCUCUCGCUACUCAAUAUGUCUGCGGACGAACGAGUCGCGGAGAUCGCGACACGUCUCCUCAAGCAGAUUGAAUUUGCUCGAAAACCUGGAUGCCUAAGCAACCGCGGCGCGGCAAUGAUGGUGAACGCCACACAGGAUGCUUUGCACGCGUUUUCACGUUGCACGCGUGCAAAAACGACAAAGACGCCGUACUCGUUGAAUCACCUGAUCAACCUCACGGUGCUUUUGUGGAUGUUUUCCACAGCGAGUGUUCUAGUGGUGUCAUUCAAGUACUUGACGUGGUUGCCACUCGUCAUUCUUUCGUUGACCUUAUAUGGGCUGCCCGCCAUUUCCAUGCAUCUCGAGGAGCCUUUCAUGUACAACGGCAUGUGUUCGAACGACCUGGCCGACAUGGGCCAGCAUUUGUGGAAUACGUGCGCGUCCACGCAUGAAAUUUUGUCAGAAAGUGACGAGAUGAAGCACCGGGUUGAAGCUCUGGUGAAGGCCGUGGAGACGAAGAGCGCACAAGUUGCAAACGAGUGCUACAACCGAGCGCAGGGGCAAUUACAUGAAUCUGUGUUGAUGAAGCCUACCGAAAACGCAAAUCCUACAUGGACUUUCCCCGAAAAGCGCGUAUUUCGCGGUGGAAAGUUUGGUUUGCUCCGUGAAUUGUUCUCGAUUCACGGGACGCUCAUCGUGCCGACGUUGCCGUACAUCUUUGUGUCGUCUGGUGUCGCGAUGGCAAUGUUCCUCAUUUCGAAAGCUGUGUGCACGUACGACGAGAUGUACGACAGUGGUACGUGCAAGACACUGGUGGGUUUCGAGGCGCACUCGCUCGCGGCACCUGUGCUGAGCUUUUGCAUUGCUUACUUGCUGAAUUUAACGCACCGGCGCUACUACUCGGGACGAAAAUACUUGGACGACAUCGUCGAUCAUGCCAGAGAUAUCAUCAUCGAUUUGAACAUCGCGUUUCACGUUCCUGAAACCGCCGAAGAUCGACAGUCGCACGAGCGGAUGUUACACAUGUUGAACGCUCUAGUGGCUUUUAUUCGUCAGUCCGUGCGCGAGUGUUCGCAGGGGUAUCCAUCUCAAAUCAAGGCGGAGACGGCUGACAUGCUCAACACCGUGUUGGAUGACGAUUUCACCGGAUCACCAUCAACGAAGGAUCUGCUCAGCGCCGAAACGCGAAACAUGUUUGCGAGAAUAGCGCCGGCGUUUCGAGUGGCCAGAUGUGCCGCCGAUCUCAAGCGCGAGCUGCGCUCGCUUCCGAAACACCAAAUAGGAAACGAGCAGAGGUACUAUCGCCUUUACCGCUCCAUUGACGGCAUCACCGACGCGUGGACGAACUGUGAGAUCGUUGUAGGAACGCCCAUCCCUCCGUUCUACAUGUUCACCGUCUACUUCUUAUGCAGCGUGUUUGUACUCACGUCGCCUCUGGCGUUUAUUCACACGUACGGCACAUACGUUGCGGUUCCCGUGGCCUUGCUCACCUUCGUCAUCACCGGGGUCGUGAUCGUAUCUCGACGCAUUAUGAAUCCAUUCACGUGGACGAUGGACUCGCACGAUAUCAACGCUUUGAUGACGUCGCGAGUCUGGAGACUCACGGAACUCUUUUCCCCGACGCGCGCGUGUGCUGGGGCAUAA